AUGUUGACAAAGCUUCUCUUAGUUGUGGCUGUGGCCUACGUGGCUGCUCAGGCCAACCAUGAACAGCAAGCGGCAGAGUUUCUGCAGAGGUUCGAUGAGGAUGCCACCAGGCUGAUGUAUCAGUACUCACUUGCAUCAUGGGAAUACAACACGAACAUCACCACUGAAAAUGCUGAGAAGCUGUCUCAGCAGGGUGAAAUAUGGUCUGCCUUCUACAGCAACGUGUCAGAGGAAUCCCAAGCAUUUCCUAUUGAUAAAAUAAAUGAUGCAACAAUUAAAGUGCAGCUGAUAGCACUUCAAGACAAAGGAUCCGGGGCCUUGUCCAAGGACAAAGCAGAUCAUCUCAACAAGGUGAUGGGUGAGAUGAGCACCAUCUACAGCACGGCCACAGUAUGCAAAGUCAACGAUCCGUUUGACUGUCAAACUUUGGAACCAGGUCUGGAGGCCAUAAUGGCACACAGCAAGGACUACUACGAGCGUCUGCAUGUGUGGGAGGGAUGGAGAGUGGAGGUGGGGAAGAGGAUGAGGCCACUCUAUGAGGACUAUGUGGAUCUGAAGAAUGAAGCCGCCAAAUUGAACGGCUAUGCAGAUUAUGGGGACUACUGGAGAGGAAACUAUGAAACUAUAGAUGAUGGCAAAUACAAAUACACCCGAAAUGAACUCAUGACAGAUGUUCGCCGCAUAUACCAGGAGAUCCUGCCUCUGUAUGUGGAGCUACAUGCCUAUGUGAGAAGCAAACUGCAGCUGGUUUACCCUGGUCACAUUGACUCCCAGGGGGGUCUUCCUGCUCACCUAUUAGGUGAUAUGUGGGGGAGAUUUUGGACAAACCUUUACCCACUGUCAGUUCCUUAUCCUCAUAAACCAACCAUUGAUGUGACCGAUGCUAUGGUCAGUCAGGGCUGGACAGUAAACAGGAUGUUCAAAGAAGCAGAGAAAUUCUUCAUGUCAGUGAACCUGUACCAGAUGUUUGACAACUUCUGGACUGAGUCCAUGUUAGAGAAGCCUGAUGAUAGAAAAGUUGUGUGCCACCCUACUGCCUGGGACAUGGGCAACAGAAAGGACUUCAGGAUCAAAAUGUGCACUAAAGUGAACAUGGAUGAUUUCUUGACUGUUCACCAUGAAAUGGGCCACAACCAGUAUCAGAUGGCAUACCGCAAUUUGUCUUACCUGCUGCGAGAUGGAGCCAACGAAGGAUUCCAUGAGGCUGUGGGUGAAAUCAUGUCCCUGUCUGCAGCCACCCCGAAACACCUACAUGCCUUGGGUCUCCUGGCUCCAGAUUUUACAGAGGACAGCGAAACAGAGAUCAACUUCCUGCUGAAACAGGCUCUCACCAUUGUGGCCACGCUGCCCUUCACCUACAUGCUGGAGGAGUGGAGGUGGCAGGUGUUCCAGGGAACCAUCCCCAAGGAUGAAUGGAUGCUGAGGUGGUGGGAGAUGAAGAGAGAUCUUGUUGGAGUGGUUGAGCCUUUGCCAAGAGAUGAGACAUACUGUGACCCUCCAGCACUGUUCCAUGUUUCCAGUGAUUACUCCUUCAUCAGAUACUUCACAAGGACUAUCUACCAGUUCCAGUUCCAAGCAUCUCUCUGUGAGGCUGCUGGGCACACAGGACCUUUGUUCAAGUGUGACAUCACCAACUCCACAGUAGCUGGUGACAAACUCAGGGCCAUGCUAGAGUUGGGAAAAUCCAAGUCAUGGACCAGAGCUCUGGAACAAGUGUCAGGGGUCACCAGAAUGGACUCCCAGCCCCUGCUGGACUACUUUAAUGACCUGUUUCUCUGGCUAAAGAAAGAGAAUGCUAAAAAUAACAUUACACCAGGAUGGAGGAACACAAUAGACCCAUGUAAGUUGACAGACACCUAUCUGUCAGAUUCAGCAGAUGCUUUCAAAGUGCGGUUGAGUCUGAAGACUGCAAUGGGUGAUGAGGCGUACCAGUGGAAUGAAAACGAGUUGUAUCUGUUCAGAGCCACCAUGGCGUACGCCAUGCGCCAGUACUACGCCCAGGAAAAGGGGAAACAAAUGAACUUUGUCUCAGACAAUAUCCACACUUACAAAUUAACUCCAAGGGUCUCCUUCUACUUUAUUGUCACUGAUUCCACUGACCAAAUGAAGACUAUUCCAAAGGCUGACGUGGAAGCAGCCAUUCGGCUGUCUAGAGAACGGAUCAACAGCGCCUUCCGGCUUGAUGACGCAACACUGGAGUUUGAGGGUCUCCUGGCAACCCUGUCCCCGCCUGUGGAGCCCCCAGUGACUGUGUGGCUAGUGGUGUUUGGGGUGAUAAUGGGAGUGGUGGUGUGUUUGGGAGCGUACCUUAUCUUCACUGGGGUCAAUGAAAGGAAGAGGUGA
Molecule: messenger RNA, 2343 nt
Organism: Megalops cyprinoides (Indo-Pacific tarpon)
Lineage: Eukaryota; Metazoa; Chordata; Actinopteri; Elopiformes; Megalopidae
Gene: ace2
Product: angiotensin I converting enzyme 2
Exons: 17
Coding region: 1-2343 (780 amino acids)
Biological process (GO): proteolysis
Cellular component (GO): plasma membrane
Molecular function (GO): peptidyl-dipeptidase activity; metallopeptidase activity
Source: RefSeq, a predicted model, not a curated record